Gryllus bimaculatus (two-spotted cricket) is the source of this 429-nucleotide messenger RNA. The record is from the annotation of a GenBank genome assembly. Lineage: Eukaryota; Metazoa; Arthropoda; Insecta; Orthoptera; Gryllidae.
CGUGGUUGACGACUAGGUCACACACGCCUCAGCCGCGCUCCUGGCAUGCCACCGCCCACGGUCAACGCUGCCGGCGCUGCCCCUGCCGCUAAGGAAGUAGCCACGGCGGGCGAACGAGGCAGCCAGGACCGACUACCUCGCGGCGCAGUUAUGAGUGACGAGAGCACGGCGGGUGGCACGUGGCCGGCUAGCGGCGCGGGAAGCCACGACUCUCACCACAGCGACCCAGGCGUCAACGCCCUAACAUCGUUCACAAGAUCAGACGUCGCGGCCUUGGAAUCUCUUUCCAAUGGGAGAAGGCAGUCGGAAGCACAGAUUGCAUCAAAGCAACACCUCACCAGCACUCCUGAAGAACAUGGAGACACACAAUGCGGGCUGGGUAGUUGGCGACCCUCAUGGUUACAGCGCCUUGCCAGCAAAAAGGCAUAC